Messenger RNA from Melanotaenia boesemani (Boeseman's rainbowfish), 1242 nucleotides. RefSeq names its product zona pellucida-like domain-containing protein 1. The record is from RefSeq and is a predicted model, not a curated record. Gene Ontology annotation, cellular component: cell surface. The transcript has 10 exons. The coding region runs from base 1 to 1242 and encodes 413 amino acids. Lineage: Eukaryota; Metazoa; Chordata; Actinopteri; Atheriniformes; Melanotaeniidae.
AUGGCACGAAUGGGCUUUAUCAUCUUGCUGAUGAGUAGCACUGCCUCGGUCUCCACACAGUUUAACGGAUUCAACUGUGAUGCCAACUACCACAGCAGGUUUCCCGCUGAGCGGGACAUCAGCGUUUACUGCGGGGUUCAAACCAUCACCUUGAAGAUCAAUUUCUGCCCGGUGCUCUUCUCUGGUUACACAGUAGCAGACUUGGCCUUAAAUGGCCAUCACAGUGAUGCUCAGUGUCGUGGCUUCAUCAACAACAACACCUUUCCCACAGUGGUCCUUUUCAGCAUCAGUCUCAGCACCUUGGAGGCCUGUGGUAACAGUCUGGUGGUCAGCACAGCUUAUGGGGCCAACGCCUAUGGGAACAUGUCUCUGGUACAGAUUGGGAAUAUCUCCGGCUAUAUUGACACCCCUGAUCCACCGACUAUAAUCAGCUAUUUGCCUGGUUUGUUGUAUAAAUUCAGCUGCAGCUACCCCCUGGAAUACCUGGUCAAUAACUCACAGCUGGCAUCCUCCUCUGCUGCUGUGUCAGUCAAGGACAGCAACGGUACAUUUGUUAGCACGCUGAGUAUGAUCUUGUACAAUGAUUCUACAUACAAUCAGCCUCUGUCUAUCCCGAUGGCUGGACUGGCUCUGAAAACCAGAGUAUUUGCGGCUGUGAAAGCAACAAACUUAGACAAACGAUGGAAUAUCUUGAUGGACUACUGUUACACAACCCCCUCAGGGAAUCCUAAUGAUGAACUCCGCUAUGACCUUUUCUUUGGCUGCUAUAAAGACCCACAAACAACGGUUUUUGAGAAUGGGAAGAGUCAGAUGGGCCGGUUUUCCUUUGAGGUUUUUCGAUUUGUGAAACACAGACACCAGAAGAUGUCGACUGUGUUUUUGCACUGCGUCACCAAGCUUUGCCGGGCAGACGACUGCAUCAUGCUCAUGCCAAUUUGUGGGCGACGGCGCAGGCGUGAUGGAGACCAGAACCUUGAUGCUCCACCUGUGGCAUCUGCCAACGCCGUUAUCACUGCUGGUCCAAUCAUCACCAGGAGUGAUGAAACUCCUGUCAACAACUCCCAGCUAGCACCCGCUCAUCCCUCCCAGCCAAUGAACCCUGUGACCAGCGCUCUGAUCUCAGGGGUGAUCAUCCUGGGGGCGGUCAGCAUGGGUUUCUUCCUGCUGUCGCUCCGUCUCCUGCAGAAGUCCCGCUUGCCAACAACUACUGACUCAGGUGUUUGGAACCCGAGCUUUAAGUGA